Messenger RNA from Thecamonas trahens ATCC 50062, 1088 nucleotides. RefSeq lists its product as uncharacterized. The record is from RefSeq and is a predicted model, not a curated record. Bases 9 to 1061 code for a protein of 350 amino acids. NCBI's taxonomy places the organism in Eukaryota, Apusomonadida, Apusomonadidae. The transcript has a single exon.
GUGGCGUAAUGGAGUCAUGGGCCGGCUCUACCAUGCAGACCUCGCACCCGACCAUCGAAGCCUUUGCGCCACUGCUCCAGCCGGCUGGCUCGGACGUGGUGCUCGUGGCCGACUCGGCUCCGGGCAGCUUGGCUUCGCCGAGCAGGGCAACCAAGGCCGCACGACUUCGGUUGGCGAGCCUACGCCGAGUCGCCGCCCUCCGCGACCUCGACUCGCUACUCCCGCCACCCAUCGCCAACAUCCGCCCGCCGCCCACAACGUCGGCGGCAGCUCGCCGCCUCGGCCUUGUCCCACCGGCGGCGUCGUCCGCGCCUCCGUCGUCGAGCGGAGCGUCAGACGGGCGCCGAGGCGGAGGCCGCUCGGCUGGACGUCGACGCAGCCGGAUGCAGACAAAUGGCACGCCGAGAAGGAGUGGAAAGCCGCCGCUGCCACCCAUCGAUACCAUCGGGGUCAUCCAGGUCGAGGCGCUGGAGCUUGAUGCGGACGCUGUGUUCGACGUCGCAGGCGAGGCCGUGACCAACGUCUCGGCGCUCAAGGUCUCGUACAACUUUCUCAACGUGUGGUUGGAGGCAUGCGUCGGGCAGCACGGCUCGCGCAAGGUCUUUGAUCUCGCUCCGGGCUCCGAGGGCGCCCGCAGGCUCGACGCCGUUGUGGCCGGCCUGCCAUGGCCCGACGACGCCCUCGAACCGUACCUGGUCUUCUCAGUCCUCGACACCUCGCUGCCGGUACCCGACCAAGAGAUUGCUUACGCCCAGGUCCACCUUGGAGACAUCCUGGACCACGGUGGAAUGGACUUUAUCCACGAAGAUCUGACGCUGCUCAAGCUGCGAUCGGCACUCGGCCCAUCACUCGUGCCCAAGCACAAGCUGGUGCCGGCCGGCACGCUGCGGGUCUCCAUUGUGUUGCGGCAGUCACUACUUGCGGCUCAAAAGCGAGUAUAUGAGGCGACGCGACGGGAGCGCGCGGGAGCGCGGUCGCGGUCGCGAUCGCGGUCGCCGACGCCGGCAUCGUCGCGGCGACCGACGCCUGCUGCGCUGAGGGCCACACGGCGGCGGAGAUGACCCAACAAGUAAAUACAUCGCCGCUGU